Messenger RNA from Colletotrichum lupini, 645 nucleotides. RefSeq lists its product as uncharacterized. The transcript is spliced from 2 exons. The record is from RefSeq and is a predicted model, not a curated record. Lineage: Eukaryota; Fungi; Ascomycota; Sordariomycetes; Glomerellales; Glomerellaceae. The coding region runs from base 1 to 645 and encodes 214 amino acids.
AUGACUCGAGGUCAACGGCAUCGAUUUCGAGCACCAGCGACUACAGAACCUGUCCACGUAAGAUGGGCUGGCCAAGGAGCCACGGAUCGUGUAGAACCACAGCCUGCAGCGCAUCGCCUACAGCAAGCCCGCCGCAAGCACAACACACCUCAACGUCCCAAGUUUCCCGUCCCCUCUAGGAACAGACCCUCGGCCAACUACCGACCCCUGUAUCUGGCACUGUGGGUACGUACCGGCGUUGGCCUUACCGAGCACACCUCCCACCUUAGCUCGCGGCUCAGGUGUGAUGUGCCCGUCUGCAGGCUGCUGAACGGUUUCGAUUUGGGUUCUGCUCCGAGUCCCGGCCACGAUGCUGGCGGCCUGUCCCUGGCCCUUGCUGAUGUAGGAAUCCCGAACAAGCUGGUCCAAUCCCAAUGCUGCGCUGCUGGCACAUCAGCAUAUGCUCUCCAUCAAUCAACCCUUUUCAAGCUCGGUCAUCAAACGAAUCAGUGCACCAGCGGGCCCAGGGGGGCGAACGGAGCGCAGGGUGCGGGUGCCGCUUCUAUGAGCAAAUUGGUACGGAUACGGCAUACAUAUGAAGAUGAGAGACAGACUACCCUUAGCUUUCCCCAUGUGGACUGUCUAGAUAACGAGAUGCUUGGUUAG